AUUUGUAAUGGGUUCGACAUUUUGGUUCAAUUUGACUCAAAGCAAUUUAUAGCCGCCACCUCCCGCUCCAAACCCUAAUCCCUGAUCACUUUCCGUCUGGGGGAUAGUUAGCGAUGGAAUCCAGUGUCUCCGGUGCCGACGUCGCGGCGGCAUCACUUCCUUCUAACGGAUGGGAUUUCAUAUGUGACUUUGAAGUUGAUUUUGGAUCAAAUGAGAAUGCAAAUAUAGCAGGUUCUGCAUUAGCUGUUGACAAGGAGCUGCAGCCGGACAAGGUUAAGAGGCAGAUAUCCAUUUGCGAUGGAAAGCUUAAAGUACAAUUUGAAGCGGUGGAGGCUAGGUUUCUGCGUGCAUCAUUUAGUUCAUUCGUGGACCUUUUGAUUCUUACUACACAACUCAUCGAAGAGUAUGGCCACACUCCAAUCUAAUGUCAUUUUGUUAGAAAAAGAGGAUCAUUUGGUAAGUAUUCUAUGUGAGUCUUCAUAUGUCUGUAUUGUAAUUCUUCAUAACAAUAGGAUUCUAAGAUUUCCUGUGGCUUAAUGUUUACUUUGAAUAAUGUCUUUAGUCAUCA
This is a messenger RNA of Zingiber officinale, 568 nucleotides long. RefSeq lists its product as uncharacterized. Gene Ontology annotation, cellular component: EKC/KEOPS complex. The coding region runs from base 114 to 425 and encodes 103 amino acids. Lineage: Eukaryota; Viridiplantae; Streptophyta; Magnoliopsida; Zingiberales; Zingiberaceae. The transcript is spliced from 4 exons. The record is from RefSeq and is a predicted model, not a curated record.